AUGCUGGUGGUCCUGCUCACAGCAGCCUUAUUGGCCCUGAGCUCUGUUCAGAGCUCAAAUGCAGCAAUCAUCUAUGGAAACCCUUCUUCGCAGCUCCUAGAGGGAGAACAGCAAAACCAAGGCCAUGGUCAACAGCAUCAGAGACCCCCUCCUGGAGAAUUCCCCCCAGGACCUUCUGCCUCUGAGGAAGAUGAUGGUGAAAAUGCUGAUGACAGUGAAGAAGAGGGAAAUGCACCAGAGGGACCACCACAAGAAGGAGACAAUAACCAGCAACCUCGCCCUCCUAGACCUGGAAACCAGCAAGGCCCACCCCAGCAGGGAGGCCAGCAGCAGAAUAAACCUCCUAGACCUGGAAACCAGCAAGGCCCACCCCAGCAGGGAGGACAGCAGCAGAACCAGCAAGGCCAACCCCAGCAGGGAGGACAGCAGCAGAACCAGCAAGGCCCACCCCAGCAGGGAGGACAGCAACAGAAUAAACCUCCUAGACCUGGAAACCAGCAAGGCCCACCCCAGCAGGGAGGACAGCAGCAGAAUAAACCUCCUAGACCUGGAAACCAGCAAGGCCCACCCCAGCAGGGAGGACAGCAGCAGAACCAGCAAGGCCAACCCCAGCAGGGAGGACAGCAGCAGAACCAGCAAGGCCCACCCCAGCAGGGGGGACAGCAACAGAAUAAACCUCCUAGACCUGGAAACCAGGAAGGCCCACCCCAGCAGGGAGGACAGCAGCAGAACCAGCAAGGCCCACCCCAGCAGGGAGGACAGCAGCAGAACCAGCAAGGCCCACCCCAGCAGGGAGGACAGCAGCAGAAUAAACCUCCUAGACCUGGAAACCAGCAAGGCCCACCCCAGCAGGGAGGACAGCAGCAAAAUCGCCCUCCUAGACCUGGAAAUGAACAAGAACCACCCCAGCAGGAAAGUGAGGAACAGCAAAGUUCCCUGUAG
This is a messenger RNA of Peromyscus californicus insignis, 942 nucleotides long. RefSeq names its product acidic proline-rich protein HP43A-like. The coding region runs from base 1 to 942 and encodes 313 amino acids. The record is from RefSeq and is a predicted model, not a curated record. NCBI's taxonomy places the organism in Eukaryota, Metazoa, Chordata, Mammalia, Rodentia, Cricetidae. The transcript is spliced from 3 exons.